CUAGAACACUACGUUCUCUGAAUGCUGGGCUACUUGUGGUUCCUAUAGUCUUAGUUAAUUGGUGUGAUGAGGCCUUUCUUAAAUUAAACUCUCCCAGCAGCCCAGGCUCAGAUUCAUCUUUGUGGAGUAGACUGAUGGUAACAGGGUUUUAGGAUGUGCCUGUCCCCAAGCUGGUGGGGACAAUGUAAAGGGGACACAGACAUAGCCCUGAAGAGAGCCAGUAGAAAAGGAGCGUUUACUCUCCCCCUCUGAGACCUGCAGCAUAAAGUCUACAAUCCAGACCACCAAGGUUUCAGCCAGAUUAAAAUCAAAAAGCAGCUCCUCAGCUCAAACAUGUGGCUGAAAAGGGUUGAAUUCAGAUGAGUUAAAAAUAAGUCACUAAGAGACAGAGGUCAGAGGUCAGUGAGAAUCAGUGAGAUGUUCAGUGUAUGAUGUUGAUAUUAAAGGUGGUUCAGACAAUGAGGUAAACGUAUGUACCGACCACAGUCACCUAUUCAGAUCAAUAAUGGUGAUCGAGUGUCUUGCUCCACCCCUGUGUCCUGCAUGUUGUUUAUUAUUUACUGUUGUUGUUGUUUAGGUGCAUCCUUCCUGGCCAUCACCACCAUCUAUGCUGAGUCUGGUUCUGGUUUCGUGGUCCCGAGUGCGUCGGCGAAGGCUGGAGUCGAGGCGCUCUAUAAAUCUCUGGCUGCAGAGUGGGGGCGCUACGGCCACAGGUUCAACAUAAUCCAACCUGGACCAAUCAGAACCAAGGGGGCGUUCAGCCGCCUGGACCCAACCGGAUCCUUUGAGAAGGCGAUGAUCGGUCGGAUCCCGACAGGUCGACUGGGAAGACCAGAAGAAAUCGCAAACCUGGCGGCGUACAUGAGCAGCGACUACGCUACCUGGAUGUCUGGAGCUGUGAUCCGGUUGGAUGGAGGAGAAUAUGUUUCGAUGGCCGGAGAGUUUAACGAGCUGCGGAGGGUGACUCCAGAUCAGUGGAACAUGAUGGAGCAGAUGAUCAGAAGCACUAAAGGAUCCUAAAAGCAUUCCUCAUUGGACCACAACAGCCAAUCAGAGCACAGUGUGCAGGUGGACCCGCCCACCUGUUGAUGUGAUGAUGAUGAGAGAAUGCGACUGACGAUUGAUCGGUGAUUAUUGAUACAGAGCUUCACUGUUAGGUUAUAGUCAUGUGACUGACUGAACAUGCUCAGUGUGACCACAGUUUGAAUCUGCAGACUGAAUGUUGAUAAACGUCCACUCUGGUUGUUGUUGUUGUUGUCAUUAAAACGACAAGUUCUGAGGUA
This is a messenger RNA of Morone saxatilis (striped sea-bass), 1283 nucleotides long. RefSeq names its product 2,4-dienoyl-CoA reductase, mitochondrial-like. The transcript has 5 exons. Gene Ontology annotation, cellular component: mitochondrion. Bases 472 to 1020 code for a protein of 182 amino acids. Gene Ontology annotation, biological process: fatty acid beta-oxidation. Gene Ontology annotation, molecular function: 2,4-dienoyl-CoA reductase (NADPH) activity. NCBI's taxonomy places the organism in Eukaryota, Metazoa, Chordata, Actinopteri, Moronidae. The record is from RefSeq and is a predicted model, not a curated record.